UCCAAAUAAAUACGCUUGGCUUGGCGUGUAUUACUCUUCCCUGCAUUUAUAGUAUAAAUUUUCACUCUUUCCUUACGAAAUUAAACUGCUUAUAACAGAAUUUCGGUUUCCUCGCAUUUCUGUCUUAUACGUUUCUUCAAAAUUAUUACAGAACCCAAGUAAUGACGUCAGCUCAGAUUUCCGAAUCUGAUCAACUACACCUCCUCCAAAAACUCCAUAUUUUCAAGAUCCACGGCAAAGAUAAACGCGGCCACAGGAUUCUUCGCAUUAUCGGAAAAUUCUUCGCCGCUCGGUUUUUGAGCGUUGACGUUUUGAACAAUUUUCUGGAGGAGUAUAUAUUUCCGAGGCUCGGAAAGAAGCCGUUUUCAGUGUUGUACGUUCACACUGGGGUUCAAAGGAGUGAGAACUUUCCCGGAAUCUCAGCCCUGCGAUCAAUCUACGAUGCGAUCCCCUUCAACGUCAAGGAUAAUCUACAAGCCGUUUACUUUGUGCACCCUGGCCUCCAGGCUCGGCUCUUCCUUGCCACCUUUGGCCGCCUUCUCUUCAGCGGCGGGUUGUACGGGAAAUUGAGAUACGUGAACAGGGUGGAUUAUCUAUGGGAGCAUGUGAGGAGGAAGGAGAUCGAGAUUCCUGAUUUUGUGUAUGAUCAUGACGAAGAUUUGGAGUACCGUCCGAUGAUGGACUAUGGAUUGGAGAGUGAUCACCCUAGGGUCUACGGUGCACCCUCAGUUGACUCACCUUCUGUCUCCAUGUACUCGAUGAGGUGCAUCUCAUAGAUAUUAUGAUAGAUGCUACUAACUAAUAGUUCUUUUAUUAUUAUUUUUUUCUUUGGAGUGAUCUUAGCGUUGAGGUUUGUGAAUAUUUGUAAAAAAGAAUAUGUUGUGGGUGAGUACUGAAAGCUUCAAGCAGCGUUUAGUGGUAAAGAGAGAAAAAGAAAAAUGGAGGGAGAGGUUGUGAAAAAUAUGCAUAUGGAAUUUGGAAAAAAAAAACAAAAAAACAUUUUCAGUCAUCGUGUAAUAGCGAUGUUUACAUGAAUGAUUUAAUCAUUCUAGUUAUAGUAUCAUCUCCCCCAUUUUAAGUUCACAUUUGUAUAAUGAUUUAAUCAUUCUAGUUAUAAUGAUUUAGAGGACAGAAAUUUUAA
Molecule: messenger RNA, 1141 nt
Organism: Durio zibethinus
Lineage: Eukaryota; Viridiplantae; Streptophyta; Magnoliopsida; Malvales; Malvaceae
Source: RefSeq, a predicted model, not a curated record